Molecule: messenger RNA, 1391 nt
Organism: Eruca vesicaria subsp. sativa (arugula)
Lineage: Eukaryota; Viridiplantae; Streptophyta; Magnoliopsida; Brassicales; Brassicaceae
Source: the annotation of a GenBank genome assembly
AUGGAUGAUUACAAUCGAAAUGUGACUGGUUCGAGUAGAAAGAGGUCGUCGUGGGGUUCAAGAAACCUAAUUGAGUUUCUUGAAUCACUUGGUAGAGAUAUCACUAACAAGAUCUCAGAGAACGAUGUUACAACGGUUAUAACGAAAUAUAUCCGUGAAAAUCAUUUAAUGUCGAAGAAGAGGAAGAUAAAGACAAAGACAGUAGUAGCUUGCGAUGAGAGGUUGCGUUUGCUGUUCGAGAGAAGGGAGAUAAGCAUAGUCAAGCUCCCUGAUCUUGUAGCCAAGCUUUUUAAUGAGAAACAGAGAUUGAGUUCAUCAGAUGAGAUGGGUGAACAGGUUGUGCAAAAGCCUGCAAUAGUGAGAGAUGACAUCAAGAUUCUGUAUCUGAGGAAGAGUUUGGUUCAGGAACUGGCAAAGAGUUUUGAAACCUUUGAGAGUAAAGUGGUGGGGGGUUUUGUGAGGAUCAUGAAUCCUUACCAGCUUGUUCAAGUUACAGGUGUGAAGGAGGGGAAUCCAGUUGAUGGUCACCUUCUUCAGGUUACAAAUUAUUCUUAUCAUUUAGAAGAUGUUACUUUCUCUCUUCUGUCAGAUGAUGAUUUCUCUCAGGAAGAAUGUGAAGAACUGCAUCAGAGAAUAAAGAAUGGCUUUGUUAAGAGAUUUACAGUUGUGGAUAUGGAAGAAAAGGUCCGAAGUCUGCAUGAAGAUGUGACAAAACAUUCUAGGCUAUUGCAUGAAGUUCCGGAAGUUGUGGCAGAAGAACUUGAACCUGAGCGUGUAAAUGAUGACAAGAAAACAGAAAAUGACUUCAUCGAACCAAAUAAUGACGCUUCCUUUGAGGCUCAUCAAUGUGACAAAGAACAAGAACUAAGUGAUACAACAGUUUCUAGCAACCAGGAAACUCUCCUCGAUGGAGAAAACCAGCCAACAUUGACUGCUUCUGCAGGUGAUAAAGAUCUCAAUGGAGAAGUCCUCCAGCAUCCAGCAAAUGGCACCACACAGAACAAGUGCUCCACCAGUGAAGCAGAGGUGAUUGUUCUCGAAGCUCAACCAAAUCCUAUAGAGAUUAUCCAACUGAGCGAUGAUGACGAUGAUGCUGUUAAGGACAAGAACAACCGAGAUGACAAACAUUGUGAUCCAACCAAGGUAUUGUGGUUCUAUGAACUCCCUAAAGGACAAACACACGGACCAUUCUCCAUCACAGCUCUCAAAAAAUGGAACGAAGAUGAAUACUUCACUGAGAUCCCAGAUUUCAAAGUAUGGAUGAGAGGAGAGAGCGCAGAAUCUGCAGUCUCACUAACCAAACUUCUAUCUUAUAUCAAAACCUAAUUUAAAAGAAAAAAAAAACUUGAAAAGCAGUUGAGAAGUAAACAUCAAGUAAAAGCAGCUGUUGU